Sphaeramia orbicularis (orbiculate cardinalfish) is the source of this 5291-nucleotide messenger RNA. It is a transcript of the gene mical1, whose product is annotated as microtubule associated monooxygenase, calponin and LIM domain containing 1. NCBI's taxonomy places the organism in Eukaryota, Metazoa, Chordata, Actinopteri, Kurtiformes, Apogonidae. Gene Ontology annotation, molecular function: protein binding; FAD binding. Bases 303 to 4142 code for a protein of 1279 amino acids. The record is from RefSeq and is a predicted model, not a curated record. The transcript has 25 exons.
UACCAGAAAGUCCCGGAAGAGGCUGCGUUUGUAUGGGCGCGAGGCGCAGGUGAGCCGCAGCCCACUCACUUUACCUGUAAACAAAGAAAAAAAACAUGCAAACGACACCACGGAUACAGUUUCACGGAUACCAGGCACCAGGGCGACUUCAGAGCUGGUGAUAUAACGCUGGAGAUCAGUGUUUGAUCCAACAUCCUGAUACACACAGCGUUGCCAGACAAACUGCACAGAGCUUACACAUGUAAUAAGUUAACCAUCAAACCUAGUGACUGAAGGAGCAGAACCCCUUGCCAUCCUCUACUAUGGCAGAUCAGGAUCCUGUCAACCCUUCACAUGCUACUUUUGAUCUGUUUAUCCAAGCGCAGACAUGUAAGGAUGUCAAAAACCACUUUGCUGAGCUCUGUAAACAACUGAACAUUGAUCCCAAGGAUUUCAGGACCUUCUACCCCAAACUUAAGGAAAGACUGAACUAUUGGAAGGCCAAAGCUCUCUGGACAAAGUUGGACAAGAGGGCAUCUCACCAAGAUUACCAGCAAGGAAAAGCCUGCACCAAAAACAAGUGUCUUGUGUUGGGCGCCGGACCAUGUGGGUUAAGAACUGCUAUUGAGCUGUCGUUGCUUGGGGCUCAGGUGGUGGUGUUGGAGAAGAGAGACUCUUUCUCCAGAAACAAUGUUCUCCACCUUUGGCCUUUUACUAUUUAUGAUCUUCGCGGACUUGGUGCAAAGAAGUUUUAUGGCAAAUUCUGCACCGGGUCUCUGGAUCACAUCAGUAUCCGUCAGCUGCAGUUGAUUUUACUGAAAGUGUCACUUCUUCUCGGCGUGGAGGUGCAUACCGGAGUGGAGUUCCAGGGCUUGGUUGAGCCCUCAGGAGAUAAUGGUUGGAUGGCCAAGUUGCAGCCUACAUCCCAUCCUGCUGCAGCCUUCCAGUUUGAUGUAUUCAUUUCUGCUGGAGGAGGCAGGUUUGUCCCUGAUGGCUUUAAGCAUAAGGAGCUGAGAGGUAAGCUGGCUAUCGGGAUAACAGCCAACUUCAUCAACAGAAACACAGCUGCUGAGGCCCAGGUAGCAGAGAUCAGCGGUGUGGCUCGCAUCUACAACCAGAAGUUUUUCCAAGAGUUGCUCACAGAGACAGGUAUUGAUUUGGAGAACAUUGUCUACUAUAAAGACGACACCCACUACUUUGUCAUGACUGCCAAGAAGAAGAGUCUGCUGAAGAAGGGGGUCAUUAAACAGGACUACAGUGAUGCAGAAGAACUGCUUGCUCCUGCGAAUGUCGACUAUGAGGCUUUGUGCCAUUACGCCCAUGAUGCUGCCUACUUUUCUACAGGCGGCAAACUGCCUGACCUUGAGUUUGCUCAGAACUACGCUGGCCAGAGAGACGUGGCCAUGUUUGACUUCACCUGCAUGCACCGAGCUGAGAAUGCCUCACUGGUCAGGGAGAGGAGAGGCAAGAAGUUAUUGAUGGGUCUUGUCGGAGAUUGUCUAGUAGAGCCUUUUUGGCCUCUGGGGACAGGCAUUGCUCGGGGUUUCCUCGCUGCUUUUGACACAGCGUGGAUGGUGAGGAGCUGGGGUAUGGGAGUUGCACAUCUGAAGGUUCUGGCUGAAAGAGAAAGUAUCUACCAGCUCCUGUCCCAGACCACACCAGAAAACACCAGCAAAAAUUAUGGCGCCUAUAGCAUCAACCCCAAAACACGGUACCAGAGAGUUAACCUCUCCGCCAUCCACCCCAAUCAGGUGCAGCACCUGUAUAAUGUUGAUAAACUCAAUUCACUGAGCAAGAAACAGAGGAACAGUUCUCACAUGCGCCAAGAUUCAGUCAGUGGUUUUGAAGAGUUGUUGAAGUGGUGCCAGAGACACACCGCAGGUUAUAAGAAUGUAAAUGUAACAGAUUUGACCCAGUCCUGGAAGUCUGGUCUAGCUCUGUGCGCCCUUAUCCAUCACUUCAGACCUCAGCUCAUUGAUAUGUCUGGCCUGGAAGAGUCCAACACAAUUCACAACAACCAACUGGCUUUUAGCAUCCUGGAGAGGGAGCUGGGUAUCCCACCUGUCAUGUCUGCUAUUGACUUGGCCAAUAGUGGGCAAAUAGACAAGUUGUCGAUGGUCUUCUAUCUCACCCAGGUCCAAAAUGCAUUCACUGCACCAGCAAAAGGCACAAUUAAGGACCCUGCGGGCUUCCUGCCAUCGUCCAAGCCCCUGACUCUCUCCCAGACACAGUCAGCUGUCUUUUUCCUGAACAAGCUGAAGCACAACUCUCUGCAAAGACGUAAGGAGAAAUUGGCUGGAGAUAAACGAGCAUCAGAAGGGGAGAGAAGGAUGGGAGAUGAGGAUAGUACGGCAGUGCUCUCUGUGUCUCCUGAGCUCAAACCUGAGCCUGAGUCUGAGCAUGAUCCUGACUCUGAGUUUGGCCCCGGUGUGUCCAUGACCAACAGUGAAGAGUGUUACUUCUGUGGUCAGAGGGUCUAUGUGCUGGAGCGCAUCAGUGCAGAGGGCAAGUUUUUCCAUCGUAGUUGCUUUACCUGCCACCGGUGUAGCAUCACACUCAGACUGGGAGGAUACACCUUUGAUCAAACUACAGGGAGAUUUUACUGUGAGCUGCACUCUGAAGACCUGAUACUGGGAAACACUGCUGAGACGUCAUGUAAGGAUAAUGAAGAUGACAACAAAGGAGAAAAUGAGAAUGAGCUGUCCAGUGAUUAUACACCAUCUCCAUCAGAUGAGGAGUAUGAGCACACUCUGGACUGUGUUCCCUCAAUGCACAAACACUCACUUAAACCAGACGGACAGGACAGUCAUAGACUUGGACCCAAAGAGGAAUCUGUGGAACCACAUUCGGCAUUGACAUUCAGAGAUCCUGGGCAUAAAAUAGAGGUCCCAGGACCCACCAAACACAAGACAGAUGAACUUGUUCCUGCUGUGGCUUGCCCCAUCCCAAAGCCCCGCCUCUCUCGGCAGACCAGCCCUCAGUCUUCUCCCCCGGUUGCGAAACCUCGCACGAUCCACCUUUUUAACCCUUCCACCCCUGAAAAACAUUCACCUUUAAAACCAGGGGAGGUCACCAAGGCCGCACCAGAUUCCCGUCCUAAGCAAUCAUUGCGAAAGCUUCAGCUCACCGACGAGGAGAAAAGCCAGCUCGUCAAUCUUCAGAGCCUCAGCGCAGAUUCGGACUCUGAGACUCCCGGGGGGUCCUCUUCCUGCUCCUCUUCCUCUGCCACUGCAGGAGGUCCGAGCCCCCCUAAACCAGAAGGGCUAGAUGGGCAAGAGGAGGAGGGCUACUGGAGUGGGAGCACCGCAAGUCACAUCAGAGAAAAGAGGAAUCGACGUUGCUUUAGGAGAAAAGAGAUACCAAGUGGACAGACUAGAGUACGAUCCAAGUUUUCACCAUGGAAUCUCUCAUCACCAAGGAUCAGCAGGGAUGGCAGGCUCAGCGUCCUCAGUAACCAUCCAGGGAGAGUGGAAACAACUUUCAGACAUGUCCACAGCACCUCAGAAGAAGGUGCUGAUGGAGAUGAUGAUGAUGAUGACGAAGAUGAUGAUGAGAUGUUUGAACGGGAUGACAUUGACCUAUUUGAUGACAAAUUUCAGGAAAUGCCAUCAGACCCCGCUGAGGCUGAAAAGUUAGAGUUAAUGAAGAUGAGAACGCUGGAGCGACGAGCCAAGAUGAGUGAAUUACAGCGACUGCGCAAAGCUCAGUCCAUCCAGAGGAGACUGGAGGAGAUUGAGGUCACUUUCAAGGAGUUGGAGGAAAAAGGUGUAGAGCUGGAGCGAACUCUGCGUGGCGAGGCUGGAGGCAGUGGAUCUUCUGACAUGAUUGAGCAGUGGAUCCAGCUUGUUCACGAGAAGAACGACCUAGUUUCAGAGGAGUCUGACCUCAUGGUGGCGUCUCGACAGUUGGAGCUUGAAGACAAGCAGAGCAUGUUGGAGUUGGAGUUAAGGAAGUACAUGGAACUGAGUGACAAAACUCCAGAGCAGCAAGCAGAGGAGGACCGGGUUCUUCAACAGAUGAUCGAGGUGGUGGACAUGAGGGACUCUUUGGUGGCAUUUCUGGAAGAGAAGAGGCUGAAGGAGAUAGGCGAGGAGCAAGAAGCUUUCUCAAUUAUGGAAGUGAAACGGCACUCAAAGACUGGAGCUCAGGUUCACUGGUCCUAAGGCUUACGUACACAUACAUACUCAGCAUGAACCUGUACUGUAAAUGCCCUCGCAUCUACUGUAUGUGAGACUUAACUGCUCUCAGUUGUGGAACAUAACUUUCGCAAAGCCAAAGAUGAUAAUUGAGCAUAACUGUGGAGGGUAACCCAACAAAAGUGGUCCCUCAGCGAUUAUGGUAAAGAGUUCAGAGUUUUGGGCCAAAGGCUGAAUGAAAAUCAGUUGCAAUCCGCCCCCUAGAGGGAGACAUAAGCCUGAAGAUCUGAGGCUUUGAGUCUGUGCGUCCAAUAACUCUCCGGCUUAGCCCUGCCUGCCGUGAUAGUGGGACUCCAGCAGCAGACCACAUAUGAAAAAGGAUCCCUAGUGUCUGCUGCACUAUUGAACAACCACUGCAGAGUAAAUAAUCAUUACCUGGCCAGGGACUUGGCCUGGUUUGGUUUAGGAAACGUGACUCCGUUAUCUGCAUAAAAUUACUGUGGUGAGAAACCUGCAAAGUUGGCUUUGAAGCCUUAGAGAUCUAGACUGAAAACAGGAUGUAAAAUGUUUGGAAAACAGAUUGAUGUUGAUUUUACUUGUAUCAUUAUGAAUAAGUGCUACUGUGCACAUAGUAUACAUAUCAUAAUUCUAUGUUUAGUAUUUAUAUAUGGAGUAACUUCUAGAGUUGUGACAGAAAAAAACUAUGAGGCAGUUAAAAUAUAGAAUUAUUAAAUUCUGUUACUACAGUCCUUAUUUCUCUUAUCUUUGGUUUCAUUUCCAUUAUGAAUGUAAUUCAUUUUGUAGCAGUUGCUGCUGUUCAUGCCCUUUCCUGAAAGCAUGUUGGAUAGUUAAUCUCAGGGGUUGAUAGUUCAGUCCUCUAGGAUCAGAAGGGUUUUCACUGAUGGCCUUCAGUAGUCGGCUGCUUUUCAAGCAGUGGUGUAUUCUGUGAACACAUCAGAUUUGGGUUGAAAAGAAAAAACAAUGUAAAUGGACUCGUUUGUCUAUUUAUAAAUGCUAUCAUUUAUCAUUUGCAGGUGUUCCUUUUCACAAUAGCCAAAACCAAGAUAAAGCCUGUUUGUUCAUAAAAGGAAGAGCCUUAUCUUCAUUGUUCUGCUGCCAUUUUGUGCCACCUGCACAGCACUUCACAGUAUAUCAAAUAAAGAUCAUGCACUUUGA